UUGUCAGUAAAGUAAGCGUUGGUGUGAUUUCAAAACAGAAAGGCGGGCAUUGCGAAAAGAAAAGAUGAAGAUCUUAUUUGGGUUUUGAUAAAACUUUCCGAGAUGAAUCAUAAUCGGCAACACUUUGGGUGCUCCUCCGUGAAAAGUGAUGAAUCAUCACAACAGCUGAUUAUCAAAAAUGCAUUUGACCGAUUAUAUGAGAGAAGUCCACUCCCUGAACUUCUCCAAAGUCACCUUGGGAACAGUCCGAAGAAAAGGUUCCAUGGAACAGGCAACGCAACACCAUCUGACAGAUUUAACCAGAUUUAUGCAUCUCUGAAGAAAACAAGAAAGACUGAUACUUCACUUUCUCACUCAGACCAUAGUGCUAGUUUUUCCCACAACAACAGUUUCUCCAAAGACUAUGUCCAUGAUUCCCCACACUUGAACAGAAGUUCAGAUUCUGUGUUCAGGAGUCCUGUUCGACACUGGGAUGACAGAGACACAAGUUUUAGCAGAGGUGCAGAAAACAAAAAAAAUCCUAAUCAGAACCGAAAUAACAACUACAACAGUGAGUUUUCAUUGAGACUUGACAAUGAAAAGAAUGUAAGACACAAUAUUGAAGUGUAUGGAGAAUCAAGAGACAAGUUUGUCGGAGAAUCCACUCAGGGAGUAAACUCACAAGUUUCUUUUAGGGAUGAUGAUUUCAGAGAAGAUUUUGAAUGUGACAGUGAAAAUCGUGAAAUCGUAGAAAGAGGGGCAAAUUUUAAGCAUAGAAACCAUCAGUAUAGGAAGGAAAGGGACACUCAAAUCUCUGGGAGAUAUCGCAAGGAGAAUGUAAACCGUACAGGCAUGUCUGGUUGUCAAUGGGACAAAUCAGACUCUCAUAGGGACAUUCAAAAUUUUGACAUGCUCACAGGUAACCAAGAAGACAACCAACUUGUUUCCCCUGUCAUACCAAUCCAAGGGCGUGGACGCAAACCUCUUUGCACCAAGGGACCUGUGAUGUCUGAUCAGACACACUCUCGUUAUGAAAUAUUAAGAUCAAAAGAAAGAUCUUGUAGAGAAGAAAGGAGUAUUAAUAAAGGCAGGGAAGCAACAGUUGAUUACAAUAGUGAAUCCGAUUUUGAGAGAGAAUAUGGAAAUCCUGGUUGUGAUAGAGCUGAAUCAGAUGGAAGCAUUAGUGAUAUUGACCUUAUACAAAGUGAUAAUGAGGACAUCCACCCCCAUCCGACUGACCACAACAGUCAGGGCCAUGAGGGAAAUCAUGAGCUCCAGUCUAUCUCCCAUCAAGGUACAGAGAUUGACACAGAAGAUACUCGAGUACAUCAUGGAUCUGUAUCCAUGGCUGAUCAGGAUGCAGAAAAAGUCUUACUAGAUCAACCUAGUGAGGCAGCCAUUGGCAAGAGGAGUCUGGGCAAGAAAGGCAAAUGUGAUAGUGAUAGAGAUAAUAGGUCUGACAAUAGAGGAGAAAGUGAAAGGUGGCAUCAUCUACAGCAGAGGACACCACAGAAUAUAAUAAAGUGGAGGAUACAUUAGAGGACAUAACAGCAGAGGACACAUUGGAGGAUAUAUUAGAGGACAUAACAGCAGAGGAUACGAUGGACGAUAUAUUAGACGAUGUGACAGAAGAGGACACAAUAGAGAAUGGUCCAG
Messenger RNA from Pecten maximus, 1635 nucleotides. RefSeq lists its product as uncharacterized. Bases 103 to 1518 code for a protein of 471 amino acids. The transcript is spliced from 7 exons. Lineage: Eukaryota; Metazoa; Mollusca; Bivalvia; Pectinida; Pectinidae. The record is from RefSeq and is a predicted model, not a curated record.